This is a messenger RNA of Laetiporus sulphureus 93-53, 852 nucleotides long. RefSeq lists its product as uncharacterized. The transcript has 4 exons. Bases 1 to 852 code for a protein of 283 amino acids. The record is from RefSeq and is a predicted model, not a curated record. Lineage: Eukaryota; Fungi; Basidiomycota; Agaricomycetes; Polyporales; Laetiporaceae.
AUGCACGAACGUCACCUCUCAAGUGACGACGUACAAAUCCUUACCUGGCUCACUGCCACACUCGAUCAGGUCAAAAAGAAUCUAAACGAGUAUGCUCAGGAGUACAAUGAAGGACAUUGGAAGCACCUGAAUUGGGGACUGCAGGCAAUUGGAAAGGUCAAGUUCAUACAGUUACAAGCGAACUACUUACGUAUCACACGACAGCUUGCUGAGAUUGCUUGGGUCACCCCUGUUGAUGCAGAUGCCCAAGAAGAAUGGGAUGAUGACGAUCAACAAGCUCUCGGUAUCAUCAUGGUUUGGACGCAGCAAAAGCUGCACUCACAUUUGAAAGGAGUAACCCACGUGCUUGAUGCAUGGGAGAAACUUAAAACGGUUUAUGGCACAGAAUCCGUACUUGGAACCUGGAACCUCGUCAUCGGAUACAUGAAUACCCAGAUGGAUGAUUCAAAGUCACUUCAACAACAGAUCGAUGACUUGGAGACACAAAGGAAUUGUCCUUACCCCCCCAGCUACAGCAAUGUGCUCGUGAAUCUCCUUGUGGGAUUGGACCUGACCACUGUCAAGCCUCAGGAUCUUAUUCUUAAGAUCAUCGACGAAGAAAAUCAUCGUAAGGAAGAGUCCAUUGGACGAAUCUCCCAGGUCACCCGCAAAGGCCCUUGUGGCAAAUGUGGGAAGGCAGGCCAUACCACUGAACAGCAUGUGGAUAAUUGGCAGCCUAAGAGAAAGAACCAGGGCAAUGCAAAGGGGAAGGUGCCUGCUAACAAGCAAGGCAAGCGAAAGGGUAAGGGAUCUAACGGCGGGACUUCAAAGUCUGCAGCCACUCCCUCAACCGGGACCAUCGUCACAGUCUAA